UAUUUAAACCCGUCAUUCUAUUAUUCGAAUCCUAACAUCCAGGAGGAUGAUGAAAUAGUUAAUGGACUCUACUCAUGCAUAACGAAAAUGGUUGCUUCAUUGGAAGUACAAGACAAAAUACUUGCAGAACUAAGCAAGUAUAAGAGGGCUGAAGCAUUAUUCGGACAACCUUUAGCAAUCAGACAAAGGGACAAAAUAUCUCCAGUGGAAUGGUGGGAUAAUUUUGGACAAUCAACUCCAAACUUGCAAAAGUUUGCUGUGAGAAUUUUAGGUCUUACUUGUAGUGCUUCUGGAUGCGAGCGUAAUUGGAGUGUGUUUGAACAGCUUCAUAGCAAGAAACGAAAUAGGCUUGCUCAAAGUCGUUUGAAUGAUCUAGUGUUCAUCAAAUACAACAGAGCACUAAAACGUCGAUACAACCUACGAGAUAUUGUCGACCCCAUCUCCUUGAAAGGUAUUGAUGAUAGUAAUGAAUGGUUGAUUGGAAGAUUGGAUGACGAUUCUGAGGAGGAUGAUGAGUUGGUAUUUAAUGAUGAUUCUUUAACGUGGGGUGAUGUUUCUAGAGCUGUCGGAGCAAAAGAACCAUCAUUCUAUUCUAGAGCUAGUACCUCUAGACCAAAGACUAUUGUUUCAUGUUCAUCCUCGUCUACCACGCAACGGAAACAAGUAAAUUUAGAUGACUUCGAUUUGGAAGAAGAAGAUACUGAUGGCUAUAAGUCUAACGAAGGAUUGAAUGAAGACGAGGAUCAAUUUAGUGAUGAUGAGUUUGAUCUUUAGGGAUGAACUUUUAUUUUGAUUAUUGACUUGUUGAAUACUGGGUAGUUUUUUGUUGUGUUUUGUUGUUUAGGU
This is a messenger RNA of Cucumis sativus (cucumber), 846 nucleotides long. RefSeq lists its product as uncharacterized. Lineage: Eukaryota; Viridiplantae; Streptophyta; Magnoliopsida; Cucurbitales; Cucurbitaceae. The record is from RefSeq and is a predicted model, not a curated record. The coding region runs from base 88 to 774 and encodes 228 amino acids. The transcript has 5 exons. Gene Ontology annotation, molecular function: protein dimerization activity.